Messenger RNA from Diceros bicornis minor, 2262 nucleotides. RefSeq names its product kynurenine aminotransferase 3 (gene KYAT3). The transcript is spliced from 13 exons. The record is from RefSeq and is a predicted model, not a curated record. Gene Ontology annotation, biological process: biosynthetic process. Bases 657 to 1925 code for a protein of 422 amino acids. Lineage: Eukaryota; Metazoa; Chordata; Mammalia; Perissodactyla; Rhinocerotidae. Gene Ontology annotation, molecular function: pyridoxal phosphate binding; L-kynurenine:2-oxoglutarate transaminase activity. Gene Ontology annotation, cellular component: mitochondrion; cytoplasm.
CGGGCGGGCUGGGAGAAGAGCCCGGGCCGGAUUUCCUUCAGGACUCGGACUCGCCCUCGAGCCGAUGCUCGAGCCAGGGCCUGGGCCCCUGACCCCCCGCCCUGGCGGGCCGCGGGGGUGGCUGCAGAGGGUCCGCGCUGGAAUGACAGUUUCCUCUGGAGAGUGUGUCACCUAGGUGACUGGCCUUCUAGUGUGGGACCCCAGGACCCGGGUCAUCGUCUGCCCCUUUGCAGUAUUGGCAUUUUGAAAACAGUGUGGGAAGGUAACACCGACUCCAGUUCAUCCAUAACCUGGAUUUUUAAUUUAAAAAAGGGAAACAAAGGCUGUUAACUUUGGCACGUAAGUGAAGCUUAGUGGAAUCCGUUGUUUUUAGAUAAAAGAAACGCAGUGCCGUCAGCCUUUGGAGUGCGAGCCCCGCCGAGCACAGCAGUCAUUCCUGCGUCCUGCCGGCUCCGCUGCUGCGCGAGGGAGAGUCGGGGCGGCUUGCUCACCCACAGCAGGCUGCAGGUCCGCCAUUGGAAAGCUUCAGCUCACGUUGUGCUGAGAGCUGAUUCCUGCACGCUUCAACCAGUGAGCCCUACUCCUUCCCUCUGGAGAAGUGUCUUGUACCUGUCCUCCCGGACGCAAAGCGCUUGUAAGUUGCUCAUUUGGAUAAAAUGUCUUCAAAAUUCAAAAAUGCAAAACGAAUCGAAGGCCUUGAUAGUAAUGUGUGGAUUGAAUUUACCAAGUUGGCUGCAGACCCCUCUGUUGUGAAUCUUGGCCAAGGCCUUCCAGACAUAUCCCCUCCUACGUAUGUAAAGGAAGAAUUGUCAAAGAUUGCAGCAAUUGAUAGCCUGAACCAGUACACACGGGGCUUCGGUCAUCCAUCACUUGUGAAAGCUCUGUCCUGUCUAUAUGGAAAAUUUUAUCAGAAGCAAAUCAAUCCAGAUAAAGAAAUCCUUGUGACAGUAGGAGCAUAUGGAUCUCUUUUUAAUGCCAUGCAAGGAUUAAUUGAUGAAGGAGAUGAAGUCAUAGUAAUAGUGCCUUUCUAUGACUGCUAUGAGUCCAUGGUGAGAAUGGCUGGAGCAACACCUGUUUUUAUUCCCCUGAGAUCUAAACCUGUUCAUGGAAAAAAAUGGUCUAGUUCUGACUGGACAUUAGAUCCUCAAGAACUGGCAAGUAAAUUUAACUCCAGAACCAAAGCAAUUAUACUAAAUACUCCACAUAACCCCAUGGGCAAGGUGUAUACCAAAGAGGAGCUCCAAGUAAUUGCUGACCUGUGCAUCAAACACGACACACUCUGCAUCAGUGAUGAGGUUUAUGAAUGGCUUGUAUAUACUGGAAAUAAGCAUUUAAAAAUAGCCACUUUUCCUGGUAUGUGGGAGAGAACAGUAACAAUAGGAAGUGCUGGAAAGACUUUCAGUGUGACUGGCUGGAAGCUUGGCUGGUCCAUUGGUCCUAAUCAUUUGAUAAAACACUUACAGACAGUUCAACAAAACACCGUUUACACUUGUGCCACUCCUUUACAGGAAGCCUUGGCUCAAGCUUUUUGGAUUGACAUCAAGCGCAUGGAUGACCCACAGUGUUACUUUAAUUCUUUGCCAAAAGAGUUAGAAGUAAAAAGAGAUCGGAUGGUGCAUUUACUUGAAAGUGUUGGCCUAAAACCCAUCGUUCCUGAUGGGGGCUACUUCAUCAUUGCUGAUGUGUCUUUGCUAGAUGCAGACCUCUCUGAUAUGAAGAACAACGAUGAACCUUUUGACUAUAAAUUUGUGAAAUGGAUGACUAAAAAUAAGAAACUGUCAGCCAUCCCAGUUUCAGCAUUCUGUAAUGCAGAUACCAAAUUACAGUUUGAGAAGUUUGUGCGAUUUUGCUUCAUUAAAAAAGACAGUACACUGGAUGCUGCUGAAGAAAUUAUCAAGGCAUGGACUGGACAGAAGUCUGGAUAGGAGGAGACUUGUUGCUUUUAGAUGACCUAUUAGUAUGGAAUUGUUAUUUAGUGCUGCCACCUGCUGAAUAGUGAAAAACAAAUGUUUCUGUACAGAUGAAAUUUAAAGAAAUAUUUCCAUUAUUUUUCCAAAGAAGUUAACCCCACUCCUAACAAUAUUCAGGAGAUCUUGUGUUUGGUUGUUUCAGUUGAAAUGUAUUAAAACACCUUCCACUAUUAUUUUAUGAGAGGUAAUGUAGCAUUGUGGAUAAGAACUGUGAGAUGAUGGUUGAUGCUUAACUUCUCUGUGCUUUAGUUUCCUUAUCAUAAAAGGCGAAUAAAAAAUAGCCCCUACUUUA